Populus nigra (black poplar) is the source of this 912-nucleotide messenger RNA. Its product is annotated as small ribosomal subunit protein cS23z. The transcript is spliced from 2 exons. The coding region runs from base 156 to 725 and encodes 189 amino acids. NCBI's taxonomy places the organism in Eukaryota, Viridiplantae, Streptophyta, Magnoliopsida, Malpighiales, Salicaceae. Gene Ontology annotation, molecular function: structural constituent of ribosome. Gene Ontology annotation, cellular component: ribosome. Gene Ontology annotation, biological process: translation. The record is from RefSeq and is a predicted model, not a curated record.
AAUUUAUUCCAUCACCCCAAACGCCUUAUCCAAACCCAGGUGGUUCUCAUCUCUGAUGUCUGAAGAGAAAGACCACCAUGGUUUUGGUCAGGACAUAACCAAGCUUUGUCCUCCUCUCUAUCUCCAGAAAGUCUCUCUCUCUAAAACUCAAUAAGAUGUUAUCCGUGGCAUUUCAGUGUGGUUUCAGUAAUGUGUUCACAUAUUCUUCAUUGCCUUGUCAGACCCCUAGUUGCAAAACAUUCAAAGCCACAUUUUCCACCAAUCCCAAACCAAAUCUAAUACAUUCUUCAACAUUUCUUGACCAGAAAAGGAAACGCGUUUCAAGAAACCAAAGAUACACAACUUUCGCCGCCCCAGAAGCUCUCACAGUUGAAACACCCACUGACACUCCCCCUUCCACUGAAACAGAAGAAUCCAUCCCCACCAAAGAAACCGAGAAAGCUGAGGUGUUAGUAAAACAAGUGGAGAAACCAAGGUUGGUGUUGAAGUUUAUAUGGAUGGAGAAGAAUAUUGGACUGGCUCUUGAUCAGGUGAUACCUGGACAUGGCACUGUCCCGUUGAGUCCUUAUUUCUUUUGGCCAAGGAAGGAUGCAUGGGAAGAGCUUAAAGCCGCUCUAGAGAGUAAGCCAUGGAUAUCCCAGAAGAAGAUGAUCAUACUUCUCAAUCAGGCCACUGAUAUCAUCAAUUUGUGGCAGCAAAGUGGUGGCAAUCUUACCACACAAUGAAAUUGAUGGUUAGUUUUUUUGGGGCGUGGAAUUGGGGUUUGUUUUGCAGUGUGUUACUGUGCUUAGGCUGUAGCUUGCUUGCAUCCUUUUGUAUCUUUCUGGUAUAAUUGAAAGUAGAAUUAUGUCCAUGGUCGUGUAAUCAUAUUGUUUUAACUUUGUGAAGGUUUAAUGAUACUUCAAUUCUCAA